Molecule: messenger RNA, 1525 nt
Organism: Ceraceosorus guamensis
Lineage: Eukaryota; Fungi; Basidiomycota; Exobasidiomycetes; Ceraceosorales; Ceraceosoraceae
Exons: 4
Coding region: 124-1458 (444 amino acids)
Molecular function (GO): Hsp90 protein binding
Source: RefSeq, a predicted model, not a curated record
GGGGGAGGUCUGGACGUGGCAGCUUCCACCUCUCCAUCACCAUCACCUGCACCACUACAACUCCUCGUCGUUUGGGACUACAUCACCUGCGAUCUGCCAAACUACAUACAAUCAGGCGCAAGAAUGGCACGAUUGGAGGAACUGCCGGCAAAGGUGGAGCGACAGGCGCCAUCCAGCGCUUCCACCUCAUCCAAGCCGACCCGCGUGCCCGAUGGGUCGCACAACCCACACUUGUCUUCCGUAGCGUCCGCGAAUGCAGGCGAGCAAGAGGAUCAUACGGCAGGACCUGACCCGGCACAAAGGGACUUGAAGAGUCAUAUGCAAGGAUUCGACGAGAUGCCGCUGUUCAUGAGGCAGGUCAAGGGGGAUGAGCAGGGCGAGGAUGAGAACACUGCGCUGGAAGCGCUCAAGAGUCUCGCCUUUGAUGGGGAGCCGGAUGAGAUUGCGCAGAACUUUAAAUCGCAAGGGACAGACUAUUUCAAGGGAAAGAGGUUUAGGGAAGCGGCGGGAUUCUUUACGCAGGCGUUGGACGCGAACCCGACGGAUCCGUCGCUCAGGGAAGCGUGCUUGGGAAAUCGAGCGGCUUGCAACCUCGAACUCGAGAACUACGGAGCAGUCUUGCGGGACACUUCGGCAGUCCUCUCUCUCAAUCCGCGCAAUUCCAAAGCUUUUUACCGCGCUUCCCGCGCGCUGCUCCAACUGGAUCGGACGACCGAAGCUGUGGAUUGCUGCGACCACGCGCUGGCCCUUGGAGUGGAGAGCGAAAAGGCGGGACUGAAUGCUUUGAGGGAAAAGAUUGUGAAGAGGGAUGAAAGCAGAAAGAGAAGGGAAAACGAGAAGAAGGAGAGGGGGAGGAGGGAAAAGUUGGACAAGGAAGCGCUUUUGAAGGGGUUCCUGGCUCGAGGCUUGUGGAUCGAGACAUCCUCUCGGCCGCCCGACAACCCGCAUCCGGCACACUUUGAUCUCGAAGCCCAGCCGUCGAGUUCCUUGCCUCUUGUCACAUCCAACGGCGAAGCCAACACCGCCUAUCAGCCAGCCGACUUUAUCCGUACGCCCAUCAUCUUCCCCGUCUUUCUGCUCUAUCCGGCAGAAGAGAGGAGCGACUUCAUCUCUGAUUACCAAGAAGAUGUGCCGCUGGGGGAAUAUUUGGAUCGCAUGUUCCCACCAGGUGGCGAAGCGCUACCAUGGGAUAGCUCGGGCGAGUAUAGGACGGAUAAUUUGAGGGUGUAUGCGAGCACAAAGGCGAGACGCUUGUUCAAGAUUGGAAGAGGGAGAAGUUUGAGAGAGAUGAUUGAUUUGACUGCGAGAGAGGAAGACGCGCAAAAGAAGAUGAAGAGGGACGGGAUGAUCUUGCGCGAUGGCAUGAUCUCCCUCGUCGUCUUGCCUGCUGGUGAAAAGGAAAGCAAGUGGGUGGCGAAAUUCAAGAGGGAAAGGGAUCAGUCUACGGGGGGCGAUUAGGUCGAUCGGAAGGGUGUGCUCGAUGCGAUGCCAGUGGUCCGGGCAAGCAUCAAUGCAUAGGUUCCCU